Molecule: messenger RNA, 2743 nt
Organism: Diorhabda sublineata
Lineage: Eukaryota; Metazoa; Arthropoda; Insecta; Coleoptera; Chrysomelidae
Product: rho GTPase-activating protein gacJ-like
Exons: 9
Coding region: 107-2599 (830 amino acids)
Biological process (GO): RNA processing
Cellular component (GO): nucleoplasm
Molecular function (GO): RNA binding
Source: RefSeq, a predicted model, not a curated record
ACAAAUGAAGUUUCUUUCAAUAAAGUUUUCAUGUAAUGUGUUGUUACAUGGUUGCAGUAAAUAAUUAAACGUUAUGUUGUGAUUAAAUUAAAUAUAUAAUUUGAAAAUGGCCAAAAAAGUCGACGUCAAUUUUCAAUCGAAGAUAAGUAGAAACGAUCGUUUCGCGCAAAUGUCUCAACAGGAAAAAUUAAUCGAACAAAAGAAAAGGGAAAUACUAGCGAAGCUCGACGCCAAAGAAAAAAGUAAUAAAGUUGAUAAACCAAACACCGAAAAUACCAACAAACAAAUCAACAAAAGUAAUUCCGAAUCAAACUGUGGCAAUAAAGAAGUUAAAAAUAUAUAUUCUAAUGACGGAUCGUUCCUUAAUCAAUUCAAACAGUUAAAGGAAACCAAAAAACUAGAUUCGAAAUUUAAGGGAUUUAAUAGAUCCAAAGGAAGACAUGAUAAACUCUCAAGUGAUGAUAGACACAAGUUGGAUAGAAGGCCAACUCGACAGCGUUCCCUUUCGCCUAAAGACCGUCAACAACCAAAAAGAUCGACUCGUUUCGACAAAACAACAAAUUUUGAACCCAAAAUAACGAUAAACACUUCGUUCAGUUCAUCUUUGAUACAAACUCAAUCGCAACCGCCUCCCGAACCACCCCAAAUACAAUCCGUUAAUAUAAACACCCAAAACGUAACGGGUCCACCUUUAUUAAAGAACGUACUGCCACAACAAACAGUAACAUUUCAAAAUAUAUCAGAUCCACCCAUUCCGGAAACCGUUAUAACAGCAUCUCCGGUACUUUUAAACGUACCGCCUCCUCAAUUGGUUCUCAGUCAGGUUUCCAAUCCCAUUAUAACCACGGUUAAUUUACCUAGUAAUAUAGCACCUGUACCACCUCCUUGUUUAUCUACAGUCGAAUUAUCUAGUAUACCGCCGCCGAAUCCCAUACAAAUCCACAACAUCCCCCAACCGGAACCUCUAAAUACCCUAAAUAUACCCCAACCGGCUCCUUUACAAGUCCACAACAUCCCGACCCCGACUACUAUUCAAUUAAGCAAAAUACCAACCCCCAAACCGUUGGAUUUGUUAUCUAUACCGACUCCAUGCGAAGACGGUUUAUCCAAUACGGAUUUCAUUAGGAAUAUACCGCCUCCUAAUAAAACUAUACCGCCUCCGUCGUUGAUACAAGAAAAUCGAAUUCUGUUACCCCAAUCUCAAACCAUUACGGUACCAUCCACCCAGAACGUUCUGAUUCACGGUAUACCUUCCACUGAUACGGUACCGACAGGUUUUUCGUCGGUGACGGUCGCUUUACCGGUGGUCGUGGGGCAGGUUACUAAUAAUAUACCGUCUCUAAUGGCUCAACCAAUUCUACCGCCUCCGGGGAUAGUUAAUGUUAACGUCAGUUGCCCGCCGCCUUUGUCUCUACAGAAUUUCGUCAAUCGACCGCCACCUGUUGGGUUUCCUCCACCGGCACAGGCGCCAGAGUCGAAUGAUGUGAAUACAGUUUUCCCCUCAGGUACGCCGGAAUACGAGGCGAUGGCGUCUCUGGGGCGCAUGGUGGCCGAAUGCGGAGACACGUUCGAGGACGUCGUCAGACAACGAAAAGAACAAGAUCCCAGAUUGUGGUUCUUGUUUGAUAAGGAUUCGGAGGCUUACAAGCAGUACAGGGAGUUCGUAGAUCGGGUUAAAAGGACGACGAAGGAAUCGGAAACAGUCAAACCGGAAGAUAAAUACGAACCGGAAAUGGUAUUGGAAGAUAUCGAGAAUGGUAAAGAGGAGCAGAAUAAAAAUUCUGGGGAUCAGAGCGACGAAAAUUCCGAAAGGAAACGAAAGCGAAAAAGCAGAUGGGGCAAUAAAGAUCCUAACGUACCCCCGCCCGCAGUCACGUACACACCCCCGAUCGCCACCCUACCCAUGAUGCCGAUACAACCCCCCCAAGUAUCGAAUCCGGUGGUACUAUCGAAAAUAACCCGCAACGAUCCCGGACUGAUCCAAUACGCCAUCAACACCUACGGCACCUCCAACCUAUCCGAGGAAGAUUGGAAGAAAGCGGAAGACAAUUACAAGGUGAACCUGUUGUAUCUGGAUAUGGUGAAGAAGAAAGAAGAGGCGGAACGAUUGAAAUUGGCCGGUAAAAAUAAAUACGAGUACGAUUCGGACGAGGACACCGAGGGCGGUACUUGGGAACACAAAGCCAGAGAAAAGGAAAUGAUGAAUACCCAAUUGUGGGCUAACGAAUUGACCAAACAGGCCGAAGGUAAACACCACAUCGGGGAUUUUUUACCGGCGGAGGAAUUGAAGAAAUUCAUGGAGAAAUCGGCGAAGGAAACGCACGUUUCCGAUUACAAGGAAUUCCAAAUUAGGGAGGAUAAUAUCGGGUUUAAGAUGUUGCAGAAAUUGGGGUGGUCGGAAGGGGAAGGUUUGGGAUCCAGCGGAAUGGGUAUCGUCGAGCCGAUUAAUAAGGGGCCGCCUAGGGAGCAUACCCAAGGUUUGGGUUUGAACGAAUCCGAAGAAGAUGAGGACGAAUAUCAAUCGUACAGGAAAAGGAUGAUGUUGGCUUAUAGGUUCAGACCGAAUCCUUUGAAUAAUCCACGUCGACCUUAUUAUUGAUUUAAAUUUUUUAGCAUGUUCUUUAUAUUUAUAUAUAAUGUGUAUAAAAUUGCUAGUCCGUUUAAAUUGUUUUGUAAAUAAUAAUUAUGGAAUUGUAUAUUAUAAUUGAAAAAAAAAUAGCUUCAUUAUAUAUUAUUUAUUCGA